AUGGGUCGCACGGAUGAACCUGGCGGCGCCGACGAAGGCCACCGGGGGUCCUUUCUUCCUGACCUUCCUUUUCGGGUGCAUGCGGGGUCCUCUCUACUUCUUUUGGAGGGCCAAGAGGGGUGCAACCCGAGCUCGGCCGCGGCACUAGCAGCCGGUGCUGAUGACCUCAAUGCCGCCGCACAAGGGCUCGGCGCAGACGGUCGAGUAACAAGAGGGGACGGGUGCCUAAGCAAUGGCGCACCAGCCGGCGAGGAUCCCGCCGACGCCUCCACCGCCUUCCAAGCAGACGCCCAUGAGGGUCCCGCCACUGCCGACUCCAACACCUCCGAAGCAGCCGCCGAUGAGUAUCCCGCCGCCUCCCCCGACGCCAUCAAAGCAGGCGCCGAUGAGGAUCUAGCCGCAUCCAGCGCCUUGGAAGCACGCGCCGACGAGGAUGCCGCCACCGCCAUGGAAGCAGGGGCCGGCGAGGAACCCGCGGCCUUGGAAGCAGGCGCCGAAGAGGAUGGCGCCUUCGCCUUCGAUGCAGCCGUCGAUGAAGAACCCGCGGCCACCUCCAACACCGCCUCCGCCUCAAACACCAUCGAAGCAGCCACCUCCAAUGCCUUCGAAGCAGCCGCCGCCGCCUCUAGCGCCUUGGAAUCAAGCGCCGAUGAGGAUCCCUCCGCAGCCGCCUCCGACGCAAUCCAAGCAGCUGGCGAGGGUGGCGAAUCCGGUACAUCGAUCGGACACGAUGAGGAUCCCGCCACCGCCACCGACGAAAUCGAAGCAGGCAGCAAUGCACUUCUCGGCUCUGCAGCAGACGAAGGUCUCGAAGCCGCCGCCGCAGCCGUCGCCGCCGCCGGAGAUGGUUUAUUCACCAAGCGUGGCAGAGGCAGGAAAGCGAAUGGAUGA
This is a messenger RNA of Lolium perenne, 891 nucleotides long. The record is from RefSeq and is a predicted model, not a curated record. NCBI's taxonomy places the organism in Eukaryota, Viridiplantae, Streptophyta, Magnoliopsida, Poales, Poaceae.